GUAACCAACGUGCGUGACCGUCUGACCGACCACACUCUCUGAAUUGCUCAAAGACGAAAAAACCCUAUACUCUCCAUUCCAUUCCAUUCCAUUCAUGUCCUCCACGCCCUCCGACUUGCCCUAACAAUCGGAUUACUGUGAGUUUCAAUCGCUGAUUACGCAAUUUGGAAAUCCACGAAGCCGUAUUCUGUGAAUUCCUUGCCGGAAAUUAGGUUUCGAGUUGUGUCGCUAAAUUCUAAUUGCAAAAAUGAUGGCGAGAUCAUUGGCCAAUUUAAUUCAUAGAGGCGUUUUGGCACGCCCUACUGUCUCAACUGCUUCUGGAUCCUUCAGCCAGGCCAUACUUCGUUUAUCCACUAAUGUGCCUAAUGAUCCUGAUACGCAUGAAGAUUUCAGACCAACUAGUAAAGUUGAGAACUCUGGCAUCUCCUUGAAAGAUGUUGUUGAGCAGGAUGUUAAAGAAAACCCUGUGAUGAUAUACAUGAAAGGGGUGCCGGAUCAGCCACGAUGUGGCUUCAGUGCACUAGCUGUGAGGGUCUUGAAAGAAUAUAAUGUUCCUAUAAGUGCCAGAAAUAUAUUAGAAGAUGUUGAGCUGAAGAAGGCGGUAACAGCUUUCAGCUACUGGCCAACUUUCCCUCAAAUAUUCAUCAAAGGGGAAUUUAUUGGAGGAUCUGAUAUCAUUCUUAACAUGCAUCAGAUGGGUGAAUUGAAGGAAAAACUGAAAGAUAUUGCAGAAAAACAGAAUUCGACACAGUAAGGCAUGAUUCAGAGUUUACUUGAAGCCUUCUUUCUCUUGCUCUAGUAAUUCUCUUCUAAACUUUGUCAUUUGCUGAAGGAGAUGACGGGUAAUUAAUUAUUCGCGAUUUUAGACGGGUUGUCAUAUGUGUUCUCAAUUAUGUGUGGUUUCUUAGGAACAUUUUGGCUACAGCAUCUCCCUGAUGUAAUAAGAAUAAUUUGUUGUCGACAUAAAUAUGUUAGGAAGCUUCAUGCUGUCGGCUUGAAAGCCACCGAGUGGUAUUAUAAAUCAUUUGAUACGUUAAGCUUCUUAUUUGUAACAUAAUGUUGAAUAUUAGUUGGCUGCAAUGUUGUUUACGAAUACUCGAAGAUUCA
Molecule: messenger RNA, 1107 nt
Organism: Andrographis paniculata
Lineage: Eukaryota; Viridiplantae; Streptophyta; Magnoliopsida; Lamiales; Acanthaceae
Product: monothiol glutaredoxin-S15, mitochondrial
Exons: 7
Coding region: 248-754 (168 amino acids)
Source: RefSeq, a predicted model, not a curated record